Molecule: messenger RNA, 1985 nt
Organism: Drosophila novamexicana
Lineage: Eukaryota; Metazoa; Arthropoda; Insecta; Diptera; Drosophilidae
Gene: BBS1
Product: Bardet-Biedl syndrome 1 protein homolog
Exons: 5
Coding region: 51-1871 (606 amino acids)
Biological process (GO): protein localization to cilium; non-motile cilium assembly
Cellular component (GO): centrosome; axoneme; BBSome
Molecular function (GO): smoothened binding; patched binding
Source: RefSeq, a predicted model, not a curated record
CGUGCAAGAGGUUUUCUUAAACCUGCUCUAGAAAUACAAAGUUUAAUACAAUGGCUACUGCAUCGGUUCCCAAUUGGCUGCAUGUAGACAUCGGGGAUGAAGCGCCCCAGCUCCUGUCAACUUUGUCCAGUUGCAUGACGCUCAGCGAUGUACAAUGCGAUGGUUACGUGCGACUGCUGGCUGCUGACAUUUCACUGGAGGACAACGAAGCGCCCAGUGCUAAGCUCAAAGUAUUCCGUGGUCUGCAACUAAAGCAGGAGCAGCCGUUGCCCGGCAUUCCCACGGCUAUUGAGAGCCUCUACAUAGACGAAUCGGAGCCCAAGACGCCGGUGAUAGCCGUAGCCAUUGCAGAGUCAGUUCUGUUCUAUCGCCAUUUGAAGCCUUACUUCAAGUAUACCAUACCCGCCUCGGAUGCCGAUGAGCUGGAAUUGGAGGUGUGGCGGAAGCUGCCCGUCAUGAAACCCGAAGCACACGACGGGCUGCUGCAGUUGCUCAAGGAUGUUGACCACGCCAAACUGUCGCGUAAAACGCAACGGCUACUGCAGCUUUCCGAAGAUGAGCGAGCCGCAUUUGUCAGCACCCACAAGGAUUCGCCCGUGGGCCGCACGGGCAAUAUUGUGGCCAUGUGUUGCCUGAAACGUGUCUCUAGCAACGUGAAUCCGCCAUCGCACUUGGUUCUAGCCACAGACUCUGGUCGCAUAUUUGUGCUGGAACCGCAGGGAUUCAAUUUGAUUUACCAGGCGAAAACUUGUAGCUAUGAGACAGCCGUGCCGAGUCUAAUUUCUGUGCACGGCACUUACGAGACGGACUUUUGCAUUGUGGUGGGCACGCGCAAUGGCGGCGUCUAUCUGCUGCGCAAGUCCAGCAGCGAGGGACAGGAGAUCUUCAAGUUGUCCAUUCCGUUGACAGGUCUGCAGUUGCUGCCAAUCGAUCAGACAAUCGUUAUAACCACCAUGGAGCAUCGCUACCUGUGCUGUUCGAAGCGCGGUAAGCUGCUCUACCAGAUGCAACUGGAUGCGGCGCCCGUUUGCAUUUUGCCCCUGAUGCUCACACACCUGGGCAUUACACUGGUGGCCGUCGCCCUGCAAGGCGGCAAAGUGAUUUUCUUCCUUAAUCGCUAUCAGGUGGAUGAAUUUGUAGUGUCGCAGACCGUGGCUGGCAUGAUAUAUGGUCGCAUGGGCAUGGAGGAUCAUGUGCUCACCCUGAUUACAGAAACCGGCGAAAUGAUUAUAAAGAUUUUACGACGCAUCACACGUUUUGAACCCGAUUACAAAGCGUUGGCAUUGGCCAAUAAGGACUCGGGCGUGCCGCACAAGAUUGUGGAUGCCUCCAUUCUCGACAAGUCCAAGAAGAGUUCCAUAUUCGUAGAGCAGGCGGCGCGGGAGAAACAACAGGCCAAAUCCAGCUAUGCUAGCUUUCAGGUGGAAUUGUGGCGACUGCGCCACACCGCGGCGCGUGCCACUAUAGAUGCCAUUAACUCUUCAGAGAGCACCAUUUCUGGUGAUCUGACACACGCGCCCGUCAAGCUGUCAGCAGAGGUCUGCGGCAGUGGACCUGCUUUUCGGCUCUACCUCACCGUGCAGAAUCUUUCCACGUUCAAGAUGGCCUCCAAUUUGUCUGUGCUGCUGCACGCAGAUCGCCGCCACUACACAAUACAGCAGUCCGUGGCCAGACUGCCAAGUGUGCUGCCCGGCAUUCCGUUGCGUGUGGACUUUGAAGUUGUGGCCGUGCUGGAUGCCAUGGAUAAACUGCCACCGGCCAGCCUAACGCCGGACAACUCUCAGAUACGCGUGAUGCUGCUGAAAACGGGUCAGGCCAAGCCGCUAAUUGCUGCCGUUGUAGCCAUGCCACAGUCGGAGGCGGCUUUCUAAAAGCUUUUUAAUGUUGACUUUAAAUUGGUUGUUUUGGGCGUAUUUGGGCGCAUACUUCUCGUAGACCUUGAUGUAUGCUUCCUUGGCAGCAUCCUUGGACAGGCCCUUGUGCGA